Messenger RNA from Stomoxys calcitrans (stable fly), 3243 nucleotides. It is a transcript of the gene DNApol-eta, whose product is annotated as DNA polymerase eta. Gene Ontology annotation, cellular component: nucleus; site of double-strand break; replication fork. Gene Ontology annotation, biological process: response to radiation; error-prone translesion synthesis. The transcript is spliced from 5 exons. Lineage: Eukaryota; Metazoa; Arthropoda; Insecta; Diptera; Muscidae. The record is from RefSeq and is a predicted model, not a curated record. Bases 87 to 3125 code for a protein of 1012 amino acids. Gene Ontology annotation, molecular function: damaged DNA binding; DNA-directed DNA polymerase activity.
UUAUGGCAUGUAUACAACAAUAAGCUCAGCACUAUUUUUGUAAUUCGUAAAAAUUAUAUUUAAAUUUAAUCAAUGAAAUCAGCACUAUGGCCACAAACAGUACUUCUUCAAAACAUUCCAUUCCAAUGUCGAACAAAUACGAUCGCAUUAUACUGCUUGUAGACAUGGAUUGCUUUUAUUGCCAAGUAGAAGAAAAACUGGAUCCCAAUUUGAAGGGUAAACCCAUGGCUGUUGUGCAAUACAAUGCCUGGCGCGGAGGAGGUAUAAUUGCAGUAAAUUAUGCUGCUCGUGCUAAAGGGGUAACCCGCCAUAUGAGAGGUGAUGAAGCAAAAGCACAGUGCCCAGAAAUUCAGUUGGUGAAGGUGCCUAAUAUUCGAGAAAAAGCAGAUUUGGCCAAAUAUCGUGAGGCUGGCAAGGACGUAGCAAAUGUGUUGCAACGUUUUACUCCCCUGCUUGAAAGAGCAUCUGUGGAUGAAGCCUACCUAGACAUAACCGAUUUAGUUAAUAAACGUCAUGUGGCUAUGAAUGAUGGCAGUUUUGUUCUUCAACCACAGCAAUUAAUCAAUACAUAUGCUGUAGGAUUUCCUACUAUUGGAGAAUAUCUCACUACUAUAACGAAAAAAUAUAUCAAUCCAUUAUUGGACAACGACGACUCCUAUCGUCACUUUCAAGAAAAUGAUAUACCUGCCGUUCGCCAAAGUAAUGUACGUCUUUUAAUUGGAUCCUCUAUUGCUAAAGAAAUUCGAGAUGCUGUUUAUGCGGAAACUGGGUACGAAUGCUCCGCGGGUAUUGCCCACAAUAAAAUUUUAGCCAAGCUCGCUUGUGGAAUGAAUAAACCAAACAAACAAACAAUUCUUCCACUGGCUCAAAUUCAUGAUUUGUUUUCAAGUCUACCGCUAUCAAAGAUCAAAGGGCUUGGCGCAAAAUUCGGUGAAGAAGUAUGUCAACGCCUAGGCAUUCGAUAUUUGGGACAGAUGUUGAAAUUCACAGAAAAAGAAUUGCAACACAAAUUCGACGAAAAAAAUGGGACAUGGCUUUAUAAUAUUUGCCGGGGCAUAGACUUGGAAGCAGUAACGCCCCGUUUCUAUUCAAAAAGCAUUGGAUGUUGCAAAAAAUUUCCGGGGCGCAAUAGUAUAAAUGGAUUAAAAACCCUACAGCACUGGCUUUUGGAGUUGGCAAACGAAAUAUAUGAUCGUCUAGAAAAAGAUGUUGUUGAAAAUAACAGACGUGCAAAGCAAAUGGUUGUAAAUUUCGCACAGGACUUUAAUUCGGAGGAAAUAAUGAGCUCUAGAUCAGCACCAAUCAACUCCCAAGACAGCGAAGCCUUAGCAAGAUCUUGUUUAGAUUUAAUCAAAGCCAACACCAAGCAAUUCUUUCGCGCUGGCAGCGAAAGUGUUCUUAACAACCCUAUAAAGUUUUUGGGCAUUAGUGUUGGCAAGUUUGAAACGAUUUCUAAUUCCCAAAAUAACAUUCAAGAUAUGUUUGCGCAGCAAGCAGCAAAAAAGAAGAAAAGUCUAGAAGAAGAGCCUUUAACAUCCAAUGAGAUGAUGGAUAAGGAUGAAAAUGAAAAUGAAAAAACUAAGACUCAAAAGGCACCAGAAAAGCGGAACAUUACAGAUAUGUUUGCAAAACAAGCAGCAAAAAAGAAGAAAUAUCUAGAAGAAGAAGAACCUUCAACUUCCAACAAAAAUAUGGAAAGAGACGAGACAACUAAGGCUCAAAAUACGAUUCCUCCACAAGCAUCAGAAAAGCGGGAAGUUAUAGGUAAUAUUUCCUGUAAUAAAAAGGAAAAUAUAUUAGACAGUAAUACAGUUGUCGUCGGUGAAGUAAAAGAAUCUAAGACCACUCUUUUAAAAAGCAUGUUCGCCAAAGCUUUAAAGCGAAAAUUAAUCGAAAGUGAGCAUGACGAUGAAAAACAACAAAAAACAAAAUAUGAAGAAACAUUUUCCUCGCAACUUUUAAAUGGAAACAAUGCAAAAAAAAUAACAACCUCAACUUCGUCAAUUGCUGCUGAGAGUCAAAACCAGAAGCAAUCAAUUACUGCCAAUGAAAAUUUAGAUAGCAAGGACUGCCACGAACUACCCAUAAAUAAAAAUGAUAAUACAGUUGCCAAACAAAAAAAGGCUGAAAAAUUAGGUGGUUUUCUUAACGAUGAGCACGUACCGCGGUUGCCAGACAAAGUAGUCGACUUGACGAGGAACUCAUCACCAUCGAAAACUGUGAAUGAGAAAUUGGCAACCAGCGAUAAAAGGCUAAUGGUAAUGAAUAUUGGAACUGGUAGCCAACAAAAUACUACUGAUGACGUGACACAAGAAACCAGCAUAAAAGUAUUAAAUAAAGAACUAUUACCUACAGCUACGACGUUUGCCAUUGAAGACCAGCCCACAUCUCAAUCUUCAAAUGAUGAACUAAGUGCGUUAAUAAAUGACUUGGAAACUAUACAAAAUGUUAGUGAUGACACACCAUCAACAAGCCUCAAUAGUAAACGAAAAUUUUGUGAAAUAUCCAAUGAGAGCAGCACUUUUGACUAUCGAUCCGAAUAUGCUGAAUUUGCCUUGCCUGUAUUUGAUACAAAGUUUUUGCAAUACGCAAACUGCUCCUCAUGCGGAGCAAAAAUUCUUAAUGACCCUAUUUCCAUACAAACCCAUCAAGAUCUGCAUUUUGCCCAAGAACUUAGUCAGCAGCAACGUGUUGAAUUUAGAGAACAAAAACAAGCUAAAGUUUGUGCAGCUAAAUCGCCACCGCCGGCGGCAGGAAAAACAAAAUCCAAAAAGAUGACAACAACUCAAAACAACUCUCAGAAAAAUAACUCACUUAAAGAAGACAUAACCAAGUUUUUACAGCCACCUAUAUCUUCAAAUGAAACACCACCACUUUGUUCUGUCAUCUGUGAUAUAUGCAAAGUUCCUAUUAAACCUUGUGAUAUUAUGGAGCAUAAAGAUUUCCACCUUGCCAAAGAAUUGCAGAGGAAAUUAAAUCAGCUUGACGUCCGCACUGUGGAUAUUACAAAAUCCAUUUCAGAAAGCACUCGCAAAAAUUUGAAUUCUUCCACGGUAAUUAAGCCAAGUAAAUCCAAAGCGAUUACAAAGCCCAUAACACAAUUUUUUACCCAACCUAAUACAUAAUUGGGAAACGAUGAUUUAAUAAAUAAUCUUUGUUGUUUUUUAGUUUUUAAGAAUUUCAGCACAGAAAUCAUUCGUUUUCAUUAAUCAAAUUUAUCAAAUACAGUUUCACUUUAUCCUG